GGGAAACAUAAACUACUGAAGUCAUCGAUCCUUUUGGAAAAGGUCUUGAUAGUAAAUAAUGCUCACUGAAUGGUCAAGAAGUUAGGACACGUCAACCGCAGCUGGAUCCAGUUUCUCCUGCUCCACCACCACUACCACCGGCACCUCAAGGUUGAGAUGUUUAUAAGAAGUCGACGUAUGUCUAGAACCUGGUUAUUUCGUCUCUACAAGUUUACUCAUUAGGGUUGUUUAAGAAAUAUGAACGAGUUUAUUCCUUGGAAGACGAGGCAAUAUUGCUUUUGGAUUUAGGUAUCACUGUACUGGCCGAUGAGGGGAUCAACAAGAAUUGUAUCUAUUUCAGUAGUAGUAGUGACAAGAACACAAAUGAUAUCUUUCUCUUCAAUCUUGAGAGGCGGAAGAUGGAGCAACUACACAAAUUUGAUUGCUCGUCUCUUCAACUCUCCAGUGAUGGAUGGUUUUUACCAAGUUUCACCAAGGCAUGAUUGAUCUCAGUUAAGUUUUCCUCUUCAAUAUGCUGUUUCACUCUUAUUAUUGAUAUGAUUACAUGCUAGCGUUUCUAGUUAGUAGUUACCAUAGAAAUUCUAUAAAUUACGCGAUAGUCAUUAAACUUAUAAACUCUAUGCAUUUAAAAAAUUUCAUAUGAAUUGGGCUGUUCAAAAUAUCACAUAGUUCGGUAAGAUAAAUAAAUUUUAGAAAACCAAUGUAUUCCUAUAGUUUAGGUUGUUGGAGAGGCAAAACGACAUUUAAUUGCUUCGAUCUGAUUGUAACAUCUCUCUUUUUCUGUCGUGGAGAUGGAGGAGAAGCAGAAACCUGAUUCUCAUGACAAUCUCAGAGGAAAAGACACACCCGAAUUAUGGUCAGACCUUCCUCAAGAUCUCUUGAUAUCUAUCUUCGAACGUCUCAACUUUGCUAAUUUCCAACGAGUUAAAGCCGUAUGUUCGUCUUGGCACGCCUCUUCGAGGCAAUGCGUCCACAUCCCCAAAAGUCAGAUCCAUUGGUUGAUUCUCUUCCCUGAAGACGACGAAAACAACAACAAUUAUCCAUGCACGUUGUUCAAUCCAGAGGAAAGAGACAAACGUUACAAGACACAAGAUCUUGGUUUGUAAUUUGCAAAGAGUUUUUGUAUAUCGACCUAUGGAAGCUGGCUCUUGAUGCUAAACCCUCUACGUAGUCUCUACGUUGUGAAUCUCUUUACCGACGAGAGAAUCAAUCUACCUUCCGUGGAGUCACAGCUUGGAAUGGUAAAAGUAGAGAGAACCCUAGAUGGUUAUGAGUUGCGCACUACAAGUCCCAACGAAAAGGUCUACAAAGGUAUUAGUAUACACCCAGUGUUUUGGAUUGAUGAGAGAACCAAUGAUUAUGUUGUUCUAUGGGGACUUCGAGACUUGUGUGUUGUUUAUUCAAAGAAGAGAGACACCUCCUGGACUCAACUUACCAAUACCUCAGGCUGUGUUGACGUGGUUUACAAGGAAUCCAAGCUUUACUUCUUAAGCUUGUCUGGUUGUUUCUUAAUCUUUGAUUUAUCUGAAGAGACUCCACAACAAAUCUUUCAGUGCAGUGUUAUUGUGGAAAGACUACGUUUAGGUCUUGUUGUUCCGACAAAACUUGUAGUCACGGUAAGAGGAGAAGUCUUCAAGGCUGAAAAAUGGUGGAGGUCGAGGUCUGAAACAUGGUCUUUCCGGGUUAUCAAGAUUUGUUCACCAGGAUUCCUGACGAAUCACAAACUGGUUACUUCUUUGGGAGACGAGUCAAUGCUUUUGGAUCAAGGCAUCACUGUGCUCGGCAAUGAGGGAUUCAUUAGAGAUUCCAUCUAUUUCAGUGUUAAAAGAGAUAACACAAGUUCUAUCUUUGUUUUUAAUCUCAGGACAAAGAAGACAGGGCCGCUGCACAACUUUGAUUGUUCUGUAGCUCAAUUCUCUAGAGCUCGUUGGUUCUUACCAAGUUUUACCCAAAUUACAUGAUUUACCUCAACUAUGUUAUGUUGAGGAAAAUUAAGUGUUUAUAGGAUAAAGAAAAACUCUGAUUGAAAGUUAACUUUAUAACAUCAAAAAUAAAUUGAUGAUAUACCCUAAUUUCGCUUAUAGUAGGGGAAGAAAAUGUAUUUUCCUUUUCUUAUAUUUGAUGUAUAUCCUUAUAUUUUCUUAUAUUUGUUGUCCAAACAUUACCAAGGACCCAGUACAAGUGGUGAUUUUAUAACAAAUUGUCUUGACACAGUAAUUUAGUUAUUGUAUGUUUUAACCUUUUUUUUUUUUUUUUGAAACACAAUUUGUAUGUUUUAACUUACAUAUUUGUUUUAGUAUGAACAUAAGACUUGAAGAGGAUUUUUUGUUCAAAAAAAUCAAGACUUGAAGAGGACCAUCCAAUUUGGUUGAGAGCGAACCUAACUCAUUGAAUCGUAUCAAUAUGCUUUGAAUAUAUUCAGUUCUGACAUGGGAUUCAUUCAUGGUUUAUUGUAACAAACUGUUUGAUGUUUGUGCAACAAUAAAAUUGGAGAGACGGACAAUAUUCGACAUUGAUCAACCGUGUUUGUGUAGUUGGGUAGUUAUUGUUAGACUUUUGUAUUAAUGCAAUUUCUCCCGAAAAAACAGACUGGGAAUAAACAGUUUGGGUAUGUUGAUGGACUGAUGGUGAACUUUCAACCAAACCCAAAACCUUUUUUUUUUGUCAUCCAGUAGUUUUUGAUUGAAAUUUUAAGGCUGGUGUUACACAAUACCUUUCUUGGAUAGUGAACUUAAAAUUACAAAUCGUCCCAUCAUAAAUUAGUAAUUUGUUUCCUCAUUAUACGAUUGAAGUUUUAGCAAAGACCAUUUACCUCCAGUAGAUUAGUAGUUUUGUAGCAGAUAGAAAAUUACAUCUACACUUAACUAGUUUACUUUGUCAUGAAACUUUUUUUUUUUUUUGGACAAACUUUGUCAUGAAACUAACCCAUAAAAAUUGAGAAAAUUAGUUACACACUUAGAUUAACAUUUUAUAUUAGAAAGCUUUAUCUUCUUAAUUUACAUGAUAAUAAGCAAACACGAAUAUUUGCCCAAAUCCACACAUCGUACUAACAGCAAAAGUAGCAAAU
Molecule: messenger RNA, 3067 nt
Organism: Brassica rapa (field mustard)
Lineage: Eukaryota; Viridiplantae; Streptophyta; Magnoliopsida; Brassicales; Brassicaceae
Product: putative F-box protein At4g22170
Molecular function (GO): protein binding
Source: RefSeq, a predicted model, not a curated record